Molecule: messenger RNA, 921 nt
Organism: Chionomys nivalis (European snow vole)
Lineage: Eukaryota; Metazoa; Chordata; Mammalia; Rodentia; Cricetidae
Product: olfactory receptor 13G1
Exons: 1
Coding region: 1-921 (306 amino acids)
Biological process (GO): G protein-coupled receptor signaling pathway
Cellular component (GO): membrane
Molecular function (GO): olfactory receptor activity; G protein-coupled receptor activity
Source: RefSeq, a predicted model, not a curated record
AUGAACUACAGCAUUGUUAAAGAGUUUAUGAUUCUGGGACUCACUCAGAAAUCUGAACUUCAGGGAAUUCUUUUCAUUAUCUUUCUUUUUAUCUACCUUGUGGCUUUCGUUGGCAAUAUGCUAAUUGUCAUUGCCAUAAUCUAUAACACUGCCUUGCACACUCCCAUGUACAUUCUGCUCCUGGCCCUAGCUGUUAUGGACAUCAUCUGCACAACGAGCAUCAUACCGAAGAUGCUGGGAACAAUGCUAACAUCAGAAAAAUUGAUCUCAUACGGGGGCUGCAUGACCCAGCUCUUCUUCUUUACAUGGUCGCUGGGGGCUGAGAUGGUCCUCUUCACUACCAUGGCCUAUGACCGCUAUGUGGCCAUUUGUUUCCCACUUCGGUACAGUACGAUUAUGAACCACUACUCAUGUGUAGCCUUGCUCAGCAUUGUCAUGGGUAUAGCAGUAACCAAUUCCUGGGUGCACACAGGUCUUAUUCUGAGACUGACUUUCUGUGGGCCAAAUAUCAUUGAUCACUUCUUCUGUGAAAUACCCCCACUACUAGCAUUGUCCUGCAGUCCCGUGAGAGUCAAUGAGGUGAUGGUCUAUGUUGCCGAUAUCACUCUGGCUGUGGGGGACUUCACCCUCACCUGCAUCUCCUAUGGCUUUAUCAUUGCUGCUAUUCUCCGCAUCCGCACCACAGAAGGCAAGAAGGCCUUUUCCACUUGCUCAUCCCACCUUAUCGUGGUGUCCCUUUACUAUUCCCCUGUGAUCUACACCUAUAUUCGACCUGCAUCCAGCUACACCUUUGAAAGGGACAAGGUGGUGGCUGCACUUUAUACCCUAGUAACUCCCACAUUGAACCCAAUAGUGUACAGUUUCCGGAACAAGGAGAUGCAGGCAGGAAUUAGGAAAGCGUUUGCAUUUGUGAAAGGUUAA